Messenger RNA from Radiomyces spectabilis, 1248 nucleotides. RefSeq names its product seryl-tRNA synthetase. Gene Ontology annotation, molecular function: serine-tRNA ligase activity; ATP binding; tRNA binding. The record is from RefSeq and is a predicted model, not a curated record. Gene Ontology annotation, cellular component: mitochondrion. Bases 1 to 1248 code for a protein of 415 amino acids. Gene Ontology annotation, biological process: mitochondrial seryl-tRNA aminoacylation. The transcript has 2 exons. NCBI's taxonomy places the organism in Eukaryota, Fungi, Mucoromycota, Mucoromycetes, Mucorales, Radiomycetaceae.
AUGGCCAAGCGUAAAUAUAUAAAAGUGGAUCCUGACCAACUCAAACAGUUGCAUCAACAACGUCUGGACGUAUACAAUGAGCUUUUGCGUCUUCGAACUAAAAGAAACGAGAUAUCGCAAGCCAUUAAUGCGGGCAACAGUAGCGAUCGCAAGCAAUUGAUCGCUGAAGGCAAGACGGUCAAAGCCGACACAAAAGCCCACGAGGACCGAUUAACAGCGAUCGAACGUGAUCUCUUACAUUUAGCGUUGCAAAUUCCCAAUGAUACCCAUCCCGAAGCGCCUGUAGGGCCUGAGGAAAAUGCGCGCGUUAUCAAAAUAGUGGGUGAACAGCGAAAAAGCACGCCCGACCACCCGUUGGAAGAUCACCUCGAUAUCGCGCUACGACUAAACAUCCUCGAUCUGGAGCAGGCAGCUAUUGUGAGUGGUUCCAGUUUUUACUAUCUGCAGGGCCUCGGCGCGUUUCUGGAAACGGCUUUAAUUCAGUACGCCAUGGAAAAAGCGGCCAGUCGAGGGUUCUUAGCCGUGCUGACGCCGGACAUUGUUCGGAAAAGUGUGGCCUAUGGUUGCGGAUUCCAACCACGAAGUGGCGAAAGCUCGCAAAUCUACGAUGUUAAGACCAACGAUGAGGAUACUGCCAAAUUAUGUCUGGCUGGCACCGCUGAAAUCCCGCUGGCGGGAAAAUUCGCGACCAAAGUGCUCAACCAAGUGGACUUGCCUCAACGCGUGGUAGGAUUUGGCCACGCUUUCCGUGUUGAAGCUGGCGGUCGCGGCGUAGAAACCAAAGGCUUGUAUCGAGUCCAUCAGUUUUCCAAGGUGGAGUUAUUUGCAGUCACCACAGCCGAACAAAGCGAAUCCAUGCUUGAAGAAUUCCGUCACCUACAGGAGGAAAUGUUCACCGAGUUGGGAUUAUGUUUCCGAAUCUUGGAUAUGCCGACGGAGGAAUUGGGAGCAAGUGCAUACAGAAAAUACGACAUGGAAGCGUGGAUGCCUGGACGAGAAAAAUGGGGAGAGAUUUCGUCCACGUCCAACUGCACAGAUUAUCAAUCGCGACGACUCUCUAUACGGUAUCGACCGACGCAUCACAGUGGCCAAAACACGCUCUUCUGUCACACACUGAACGGUACAGCGAUGGCUGUACCGAGAGUUAUUAUCGCUAUACUUGAAACUUUUCAGCGACCGGAUGGCACGGUGGCAGUUCCAAAAGUCUUGCAAAAAUGGAUGCCACAGCAAAUUUCCGUAUUGUCUUAA